Messenger RNA from Dentiscutata erythropus, 378 nucleotides. NCBI's taxonomy places the organism in Eukaryota, Fungi, Glomeromycota, Glomeromycetes, Diversisporales, Gigasporaceae. The record is from the annotation of a GenBank genome assembly.
AUGAUAAAAACUAGGGUUAUCACUACCUUUAUUCUUUUCGCGUUCAUUUUUACCUAUUUACAAGCAACUGCUCUUCAUGUUCCUCGUGCAUUUACAAUUGAAUCAUCAGAACUCGGAUUUGUUCUCAAUAUUGAUGGAGAAAUCAAGAAAGGCAUUGGAGAAAAUACACCAGAUAAUUACUUUAUAGGGUUUUCUGAGCUUGUUGAGGCUAAAAUAUCUUUCUCCAAUCUUGGUCUGGCUAUUGAGCCACCUAAAGCCGGUCCAUUGAGUAGAAAACUCCCUGGCGCCAUUGGAAUUCUUAAUUUAAUAGUUAAUCAUAACCUUACUAUUUUCAAAGGUGAUGAAGCUCUUGAUACAGGGAAAAUUGUUGAAGCAUAA